UCACACAUACACUCUCACCCAAAAAAAACAAAAAAAUUUCCAAAGGAAAAACAUACUGAAAAUUUCUUCACAUCACCAAAAUCCAAAAUCAAUCAAAACCAAUACUGAAAACAGAAACAGAUCAACUUAAAAAGUUGCAAAAAUUGCGAGCAACAAAGAGAAUGAGAGAGAAAAAGCAGGGGAGAGCAACUGUUCAUCCUCUGCGGAAUCAACACCGAGGAAAAGAGUAGUUGCACUUCACAUGGAGUCACCGUUGAUCAAGAACGGUGGCAUUGGCAGCUCCGCCUUGGGAGCCACCGAGCUCCACCAUGCGCCACCAGAAGUGUUGGCUGCAGGCGAGGGCGGGGAUUAUCCUCGGGUCCACAAUUUUGAGGAUGUGAAGAAUAUUUGUUACUUGGAGAGUGUAAAGUUGUGGGCUAUUGCUGGGCCAAUAGCGUUUAAUAUUCUGUGCAAUUAUGGGAUCAAUUCAUUUACUAACAUCUUUGUUGGGCAUCUUGGGAAUGUGGAGCUCUCUGCUGUUGCAAUUUCUCUCUCUGUCCUUGCUAACUUCUCCUUUGGCUUCUUGCUUGGCAUGGGAAGUGCACUUGAGACGCUAUGUGGGCAGGCAUUUGGAGCAGGGCACUUAGAAAUGCUUGGAAUUUACAUGCAAAGAUCAUGGAUAAUCUUAUCAUCCGCCUGCUUUUUCAUGCUCCCACUCUACGUCUACGCAACACCGAUCCUGAAACUCCUCGGUCAGAGGGACGACAUAGCGAAACUCGCUGGAAAAUUCUCCAUCCAAGUCAUCCCCCAAAUGUUUUCCCUAGCCAUCAAUUUCCCCACCCAGAAGUUCCUCCAAGCCCAGAGCAAGGUGGGAAUUCUGGCGUGGAUUGGGUUUGUGUUUCUUUUCCUCCACAUUGGGAUGCUAUACCUCUUCAUCAGUGUGUUUGGCUGGGGUUUAGCCGGCGCAGCUGCGGCUUACGACAUCUCGGCUUGGGGAGUGGCUUUGGCUCAAGUGGCCUAUAUUGUUGUUUGGUGCAAAGAUGAUGGGUGGAGGGGGCUUUCUUGGCUAGCUUUUAAAGAGCUGUGGCCCUUUGUGAAGCUCUCUGUGGCUUCAGCUGUUAUGAUCUGUUUGGAGAUUUGGUAUUUCAUGAGUAUUAUUGUUCUCACUGGACACCUUGAGGAUCCUGUUAUUGCAGUUGGGUCCCUUUCCAUCUGCAUGAACAUCAAUGGUUGGGAAGGCAUGUUGUUCAUUGGAAUAAAUGCAGCGAUAAGCGUUCGGGUAUCUAAUGAGCUUGGAUCAAGACACCCAAGGGCUGCAAAGUACUCUGUUUUCAUUACAGUGGCAGAGUCUCUUCUGAUUGGAAUCUUUUGUAGUGUUGCUAUAAUGACUACCAGAAAUCAUUUUGCUAUAAUAUUUACAGACAGUAAAGAGAUGCAAAAAGCUGUUGCUCAUUUAGCCUACCUCCUUGCCAUAACAAUGGUGCUCAACAGUGUUCAACCAAUUAUAUCAGGAGUUGCUGUUGGAGGAGGAUGGCAAGCACCGGUAGCUUAUAUUAACUUGUUUUGCUAUUACAUUGUUGGGCUGCCUCUUGGGUUCCUUCUAGGUUACAAAACAAGUUUAGGAGUAGAGGGAAUUUGGAUUGGCAUGAUUUGUGGGACUUUUCUGCAAACUUUGAUCCUUUUGUUCAUCACAUGGAAAACAAAUUGGAACGAGGAGGUAGCACAAGCAUCAGAUCGACUACGACAAUGGACUGGGCUCGACGAAGAAUCUCAUACUACUUGAGGAAAAAUACUACCGUUCUUGUUUUUUCAUUUCACCCAAGAGAAUUCUGAUCAAUUUGUUUUGAAAGUGCCUAUAUAGAACUUGGCCUAAUUCAGGUUGAGAUGACCCUUUUUCCUUGGUAUGAAGGUCAAAAGUUUUGAAUCUUGAUAGAGUUGACAUCUCCUUUCCCAGAUCAAGACCUCCAAUGCACGGAAAACUAGAAGCAAAAUCAACUUAAUUAUUAAGCCAAAACACCUCUUAGAUUGACAGUGUGUUUUCUCUUAUUUUUUGUGUCUCUGUAUAGCGCAUAUGUUACUU
Molecule: messenger RNA, 2059 nt
Organism: Rhododendron vialii
Lineage: Eukaryota; Viridiplantae; Streptophyta; Magnoliopsida; Ericales; Ericaceae
Product: protein DETOXIFICATION 34-like
Exons: 9
Coding region: 242-1762 (506 amino acids)
Biological process (GO): xenobiotic detoxification by transmembrane export across the plasma membrane
Cellular component (GO): membrane
Molecular function (GO): xenobiotic transmembrane transporter activity; antiporter activity
Source: RefSeq, a predicted model, not a curated record